GUUCAUUCCUAUGUCAAAGUCAUCGUCAAACUUUCCAAAUAGUGAACCACGAGCAAGCAACACCAUUCAACGCAAACAUGUCGACACCCGUUUCCUGCCCAUUCAUCGUGUCUCUCAAAUCACAGUAACAGUUCGCACUUACACACUCAAAUAGCUUCGACUUAUACCACCAUGUACAACCCAAGCAGCAUUCCAUUUUCUACUCCUCUCCAUCUCCGCCUCCCGUACUUUCCAUCCCCAUCACACCCCCCCAAUCGCCGCUCCAAGAUGACCUUCCUCCCCCUCCUCGCCGCCCUAAUCGCCCUCUCCUCCACCGUCAACGCCCACCCCCACCACCCCUGCUACCACAGCCCCAACACCCCCGCCCCCGCCAACCUCCUACCCUGCUACACCCCAACCCCCUCAACUCACUACUCCUGCUGCCUAGCAGGCGACACCUGCCUCGACCACAACGCCUGCUCCUCCGCCCGCACGGGCACAACCUACCAGUACGGCUGCACGGACCGCACAUAUCGCGACGAACACUGUCCGCAGAAAUGCAGCCUCGAUACGCAGAAAAGUGAGUGGGUUGGUCUGGUGUUUUGCAAUGGGGAAUAUGGUGCGCUGAAUGAUAGCUGGGUGUGUCGGCAUCCGGAUACCUGCGAUGAUUGCCCGACUGGGACGGGGGAUGCUGCGCUCGAGGGGGUUGGGAGCACGGAGUGUGCGGAUCUGGAGUAUGUAGCGUUUUACGCAGGGGAUACGCUGAGUGAGGUUGUGGGGUUGCCUGUGCUAUCUGAUGUGGAAGGGUGGUGGGCGGAGUACGCUGAUCGUAUUUCGUCGACAUCAACACCGUUUCCCUCAAACACAACAUUCACCACCAGCCCUGGGUCCAACUACUCCCACCCCGCCCAUCCAACACCCCCCUCCUCCGCAACACAAACAGCACCACCGACCACCACCCCCGAAUAUCCCGAACCCCCGCAGACUAAACCCAAAUCCACAUUCUCCCCACUAUGCACCACCAUAGCCCUCAGCCUCGGAAUCCCCUUCCUCCUCAGCUUGCUGGGCACAGGCGUGUACUUUUACCUGCACUUGCACCACCGUCGGCGACGGGGUAGACGCCAGACUCCGCGUCCCCCAACCGUCGAGAAGCGUGAGUCCGUGGAGAGGUUUGAGUUGGAGGGGUGCUCGCCGGUGGCUGCGCAGAUGCCGGUACGUCCGCUGCCGUGCUUGGGGGCGCCGUUUGUGCAGCCGCAGUAUGUGCCUGGUGAGGGGGAGGGGGAGGGGGAACAGGUAUUCUACCAACCGCAGAUGGGGGUUGAGCCACAGUAUGCAUCGUUUGAACAACGAGAUUACGGGACGACUGAGCAGACGUAUUACCAACCAAGCUAUGUACAACAGUACACACCACACGCUCCGUUCACGUAUGACGAAGAGCAGGUUGCUGGACGCGAGGGCUUGUGUGGGUGUGUUGAAGGGCCGUAUCCGGUCGGUGGGAGUAGUGUGGCACGCAUACUCGGUGUGCAGCGCGAAGAUGCAGUAUGAGGUGUGGUGAAGAGGUUGUGAGGAGAUGAUUGGAGAAAGGGUGUGCGUUGCGACGUCGACUCGAC
Messenger RNA from Dothidotthia symphoricarpi CBS 119687, 1589 nucleotides. RefSeq lists its product as uncharacterized. The record is from RefSeq and is a predicted model, not a curated record. The coding region runs from base 172 to 1524 and encodes 450 amino acids. NCBI's taxonomy places the organism in Eukaryota, Fungi, Ascomycota, Dothideomycetes, Pleosporales, Dothidotthiaceae. The transcript has 2 exons.